This is a messenger RNA of Cornus florida, 1067 nucleotides long. RefSeq names its product succinate dehydrogenase subunit 5, mitochondrial. Lineage: Eukaryota; Viridiplantae; Streptophyta; Magnoliopsida; Cornales; Cornaceae. Bases 113 to 832 code for a protein of 239 amino acids. Gene Ontology annotation, cellular component: respiratory chain complex II (succinate dehydrogenase). The record is from RefSeq and is a predicted model, not a curated record. The transcript is spliced from 4 exons. Gene Ontology annotation, biological process: tricarboxylic acid cycle.
AAAUAAAAAAUAAAAAUAGGAGUAAAUUUUUAUUAUUUUAUUUUCAUUGUCUCUCCUAUUAAUUUUCCGAUCAUAAUCACACACUCCAACAAUCACACAGAGACACAGAGAAAUGGAGAAGAUUGUGACUUUGAGAUCUUUGUAUCGCUCGAUCGGUUUCAGAUCUCUGAGUUUUUCUGCCUCCGCCUCCGCCAACCAAAGCCACCUCCGCCAUGGGCUCCGCUACUUGCAUCUCUCUCCCUCUUCGCUCCCAACCUCUCCGAAACGCUUCCCUUCUGAUUGCCGGCCUUCUUUUGCAAUGGGCAUUGGAAGUAAACGCUAUUUUAGCGAAGAUGUGACCCACUUGCCUGACAUAAAAGACCCCGAAAUUCAUAUUGUCUUUAAAGACUUAAUGGCUGCAAGUUGGGAUGAGCUCCCAGAUACUCUCAUCCAUGAUGCGAAGAAGGCAUUAUCUAAAAAUACUGACGACAAGGCUGGCCAAGAGGCCAUGGCAAAUGUGUUCCGUGCCGCUGAAGCUGCUGAGGAGUUUAGUGGGAAGCUUGUAUCAUUGAGGAUGGAAAUUGAUGACUGCGUUGGAUUGAGUGGCGAGAAUGUAAAGCCCUUGCCGGACAAAUUUGUGAAUGCACUACGUGUAGCCUAUCAACGCUACACUGCAUAUUUGGAUGCAUUUGGUCCGGAUGAGGUCUAUCUGAAGAAGAAAGUUGAAACUGAGCUAGGAACAAAGAUGAUACACUUGAAGAUGAGGUGCAGUAAUCUUGGUUCCGAGUGGGGGAAGGUUACAGUUCUUGGGACAUCUGGACUUUCUGGUUCUUAUGUUGAACAAAGAGCAUAGUUUUGGAAGGACAGCUAAGAGCAUCGUAUCUUCAUGGUUUUUCCGCGUGUGGAUCUUUAUGCAUUUCUGUUCCUCUUUUGGACAACCUACAUAUGCUUUCGGUUCUUAUUCUGUCAAACAUAAUUUCAGAUUGCUCUGAUGCUUUCUGUUAGCAAGUUUUCGGGGAUAUUGGAAAACUUAUGUAACAAAACUUCUUUGUUUUUUUUUACAAGGGAUUGAAGUGUUCAUUCCUCCA